This is a messenger RNA of Gongylonema pulchrum, 264 nucleotides long. NCBI's taxonomy places the organism in Eukaryota, Metazoa, Nematoda, Chromadorea, Rhabditida, Gongylonematidae. The record is from the annotation of a GenBank genome assembly.
AUGCUAAUUAAAAAAAGAAAAAAACAAAUUAUUUUAAGGUCUAAUAUAAAAACUCGAGAUGAGGAAGAAGUACCGGGACCAUCAGCACCUGAACAGCAACCAGCUUCCGUUGAUGAUACCAGUGCAGUAAAACAGGAGGAUGAUGAGACCAAGCUGAAAAAUAACGACCUGAUGGAAAUUUGGAAGAAACCACCGGAUGAUCCCGAUCCCGAAAAAAUCGCUGAGCAGGAACUGGAUGAUUUCUUGGAUGAUUUGUUGCUGUGA